CGCCGUUCCGCCGAAGUUCAAGUUCGCCUUGAGUGCAGAAACGCAGGCAAAAAUAUUGAAUAUCAGCUAAAAGCAUUUCACAAUCCCCAGCGCCGACAAGAAUUUGCAUGGGCCGGCUUGGAUUGGACCGCCAAAACAAAUAAUGAAAUAAAAAUUAAUGUUUUGAUGGAACCGAAUGGCCAAAGCAAUUUGUAAACAAUCGCAUUAACAGCACUCCCCAAAAUUACAACGAGUUGGACUUUUGAACUUAUGGUCUUGAAUUGAUUACUCAUUUGGCUGGAGUUAAGAAAUCAAAAUAAGGCUUUAUUUCGUAAAAUGUAUCGGAGCAACCAUAUCUUUUGGGCCCUAGCACUCUUCGGCUGUAUUUCAAUCGCCGACGGCGAAACCAAGAAGCAUGUAGUAUUCAACAACAUUGAAUGUUCAAUGAGGAACAAAGUGUUUUCACGGGUCGAUUGUCAUCUGCAAACGCGGCUGGCAUUGAACAUUUUUGCGACCAUAAAUGAUCAGAAAGCCGUUGACAAACUGAUGGGAGUUUGCGAUGUGAAGAUCGAUCCCCAUGGCCAGCAAAAGAUGAUUCGUGUAAGGAACAUAAAAUUGGACUUUUGCCAACUGAAAAAGAACACGGAAAAUGGCUAUAUAAUAGGGAUUUACUACAGCGUGAUUCGGAAGGCAAUUGUUGAUUUUCCAGACAAGUGUCCAUUCCAAAAAAAUACCACACUAGCGAUAAAGCGAUUGCAUAUGGGCUGGCAAGAUGUGCCGAAAUACAUGCCAUUGUCUAACUUCAGUUUUUUUGCAAAAGUUUAUGCCGGCAAUGAGCUAGGACUUGUGGUCAAACUUACUGGUGGUUUGUAUGAAUUUUCAAACGUUUCCGGCUACAAAUAUCCGUAGCGAAAUCUAAACUGUAUUUACAAAUACAAUU
This is a messenger RNA of Drosophila gunungcola (fruit fly), 919 nucleotides long. RefSeq lists its product as uncharacterized. The record is from RefSeq and is a predicted model, not a curated record. The coding region runs from base 316 to 888 and encodes 190 amino acids. Lineage: Eukaryota; Metazoa; Arthropoda; Insecta; Diptera; Drosophilidae. The transcript is spliced from 4 exons.